AAAUUAGGGAUGCAACGGCUUCUGUCGGUGUUGUCAGUUGUUGUAGCAACCAUAAAGCAUAAGCGCAUGUGGGUCAUGGUUUUAGUUGAUCGUUUAUAUUAGUUAAUAUGAUUAAAUGUUAGCUUUAAUCGAUCCGUGUGGGUCUUACGUUCAGUGUUGUUCGUUUGAGGGUAAAGUAAGCUUCAUUAUUUGCAGCGAAGCUAACAGCCAACUGAACACAACACGACAACUGAGGUAGCUGUCUAAGCUGUCUUAGUGCUGGUCACAUAUCGAGUUUCAGUUCACUGUUAUCUGGUUAGAAAGAAGUUACUCAUCAUGUCGGCUGUUAGCAGCCUUAUCCCUGCUCGGUUUUUGACUAUCAUAUCUCACCUUGUAAUCGUCAUCACGAUCUUUUGGUCGAGGGAAAAUAACGUUAAGGCUUGCUUACCUUUGGAUUUCACACCAGAGCAAUACGAAAACGAAGACAGAAAGUUGGUGGUUGCAUUAGCAGUCACUAUUGGUCUAUUUGCAGUAGAGUUGGCUGGGUUCUUCUCAGGUGUGUCCAUGUUCAACUGCAGCCAAGGUCUCCUUUCCCUGGCUGUCCACUGCAGUGCAUCCGUAUCCUUGUCUUUCUUUGUGUUUGAGAAGUGGGAAUGCUGGACAUAUUGGGUUAUUUUCGCCACAUGCAGUGUUCUUCCCGCCUUUGUGGAGAUUCUUCUGUUCAUAGCUGUUUUUGGACUGAAGAAGAAGCCCUUAUGAAAGACUGACUCGAUGUAAAUGCAUCAACUGCAUCAGUGGCUGUGGAUAUUAAUGUAUCAACAGAUGAUGUAGCGACAGCAUGUCUGUGAAUUAUUGAUGAUCACAGAGGAAUUCACUUGAACUGACUCAUGUUCAUACACUGCAACAAAAACUAUUAGCAUAAUAUACAAGCUGCUCUCAAUCUGAUUUCUGUUUGUUUUUAUUUUUUUAACUUAUUGAAUGAAAUACAUGCAGAAAAAAUA
This is a messenger RNA of Notolabrus celidotus (New Zealand spotty), 980 nucleotides long. It is a transcript of the gene tmem107l, whose product is annotated as transmembrane protein 107 like. Gene Ontology annotation, biological process: non-motile cilium assembly; protein localization to ciliary transition zone. NCBI's taxonomy places the organism in Eukaryota, Metazoa, Chordata, Actinopteri, Labriformes, Labridae. Bases 316 to 738 code for a protein of 140 amino acids. The record is from RefSeq and is a predicted model, not a curated record. Gene Ontology annotation, cellular component: MKS complex. The transcript has 5 exons.